AUGUUCACUGCAUGCUUCGGAACUGCGCUAUCUUCCAACAGCUCUGACAAUACGGAAAUAGAUGCCAACUACCACGAUUUGGUCGAUGGAUUCGAGAAAAUGAAUUUGAAACCGGAGCUGCUCCGAGGAAUUUACAGCUACGGUUACGAACGUCCAUCCGCCAUCCAGCAACGAGCCAUCAAACCCAGCAUCGAAGGCCAUGACGUCAUUGCACAAGCCCAGUCGGGUACUGGCAAGACAGCAACAUUCGCAAUCAGUUUGCUCCAACGAGCUGACCUUUCUUCCCCGUGUUGUCAAGGUCUUAUUCUAGCCCCUACCCGUGAAUUGGCACGUCAAAUCAAAUUGGUUGUACAAGGUAUAGGAGCUUUCCUUGGUGUUCGAUGCUACACAUGUAUUGGUGGUACGAGCACCGCUGAGGAUAUACGCAAUUUGCAGGAGGGGCAGCACGUCGUAGUCGGUACUCCCGGUAGAGUGUAUGACAUGAUGAAUCGAGGUGCUUUGGCUACGACACACAUCAAAAUGUUCGUAUUGGAUGAGGCGGACGAAAUGCUCUCUCGUGGGUUCGCUGACCAGAUCAAAGAGAUAUAUCGGUUUUUGCCAGAAACCGCACAAAUCAUGCUGUUAUCCGCUACCAUGCCCAAAGAUAUGCUCGAAGUGACCCGGCGAAUCAUGAAGGAACCAGUCCAAAUUUUGGUGAAGAAGGAAGAAUUGACCUUGGAUGGUAUCAAACAAUUCUUUAUCAACGUAGCUGAGGAACAAUAUAAAUUGGAUACCCUAAUGGAUUUAUAUGGGAUCAUGAAUUUGAAUCAAGUGGUUAUAUUCGUGAACACCGUUCGGAAAGCAGAGGCUUUGUACAAUGAAUUGUGUAAUCGAAAAUUCCAAGUAUCCUGUAUGAACAGUGAUAUGGACCAGGAAGAACGAGAUCGUGUCAUGAGCGAGUACCGUAGUGGUCGCUCUCGUAUUCUGUUAUCUACGGAUGUGUUAGCUCGUGGUAUCGAUGUACAACAAGUAUCACUCGUUAUCAACUAUGACCUGCCUAGCAACCGAGAAACAUACAUUCAUCGAAUCGGUCGAGGUGGUCGGUUCGGUCGUAAAGGUGUGGCGAUCAACUUCGUGACCAACACCGAAAUGGAGGCGUUGGCAGAUUUGAUGAGAUAUUAUGACACGGAGAUUGUGGAAAUGCCAAGCGAGAUCGCCGAUCUCAUGUAA
Molecule: messenger RNA, 1209 nt
Organism: Echinostoma caproni
Lineage: Eukaryota; Metazoa; Platyhelminthes; Trematoda; Plagiorchiida; Echinostomatidae
Source: the annotation of a GenBank genome assembly